Messenger RNA from Pyricularia pennisetigena, 3069 nucleotides. RefSeq lists its product as uncharacterized. Bases 1 to 3069 code for a protein of 1022 amino acids. The record is from RefSeq and is a predicted model, not a curated record. Gene Ontology annotation, molecular function: histone binding. Gene Ontology annotation, cellular component: nucleus. Gene Ontology annotation, biological process: positive regulation of transcription by RNA polymerase II; DNA damage checkpoint signaling. Lineage: Eukaryota; Fungi; Ascomycota; Sordariomycetes; Magnaporthales; Pyriculariaceae. The transcript has 2 exons.
AUGGCAACAGACUCUCAUACGAUGGCUGAUGGAAACACAAAAGCAAAGUUCAAGACGCGUCAAGACGCGGUUUUUGCGACGUCACUUUCAGAUUCUGCCCCAUUGGCUUUAUCUUCGUCCGAACCCAACGACAAUCACGACCUCGUACAGUGCCCAGUGAAAACAAACCGUUCUGCCUUGAAUGUAACCGAUGCACUUUUGUAUGAAUCCACUGAGGCAGCGGUCGGUGAUGCUGAAGUUGCGGCGGGGUUCUCCGCAUCACAAGCCCAGAACCCACGCCAGACCCCGGCGACACGACACAAGAUGAGCUGUGGCACUCAGUCGACGACGCAGAAUAAUGAGGACCGUAGCAGCUAUGAUAAAUACCGGGCCAUAGACUACUCCUCUCACCCUCCUCUCGACAACCCCCAAGAUGCCGACGAUGCAAGCCCACUCCUGUCAACCGCCCCCCUUGACAGCCCGCCUCCGUCAUUACCAGAAGAAGACGACGAUGACACUGGUGGCGUGCUGUUUCGCCUGAGCCAGACAGAUGGAGGAGAAACCCAGAUGUCUGUGGAUAACGGGCCAGCCGCAGCUGACGCCGCCGAAUCCCAAAACUAUUUCCAGCGAGCGAUUCCCAUGAUGUUGCCGCCCGAAACCCCCGCCAACGCGAACCCCUUUGCUGGAAAAGGCCAGGGAACCCUCCUUCCCGGAUCGGAAAUGUUCAGACAUACACAGUUCUCGGCUGCUGCUAGAGCUGGCCUCAGUCCUACAUCAUCUCGGCCCUCUCCCAACAUGUUCGCACAUAACUCCAUUUCGCCAAACUUUGUCGACGCAUCUCCUCUUCAGGCUCGCGGCGCCCGUCACUCCCCGCCCGCCCCGACAUCAAGCCCUCAGCCGCUCACUGGCAGAUCAUCUUGUACUUCAGAUAUUGGGGAUGAUUUAGUUCCUCAGUACGGGCUUUGUUCUGAAGUGACAGAAAUCCCAGAGUCCCCUCAGCCAAAAUCCCACCGCGGACGGCGUGUCCUCACGAGACCUGUCGGUCAAUAUGAGCCCAUGAAGGACUCGCAAGAGAGACGAGAACGAGCGGAGCAUAGACCUGAUCGAAAGUCUGACCCUGAUUGGAGCGACGACGAUUUCGUGUCUGGCCGAAUCCGAUCCAGGAGAGUCGCCGGCAUCCAAGCACUGAAGUCAACAGCCUUGAACCGAAAAAAUCCUAGGGAAGAUGAGGUGGAGGUCCCCUCUACAAACAAGAAGAAGCGCUCUACGUCCGGGGACUUAGAGAGAUAUCCUGCUGAACGCCGUGCGAAAGGUGCUUGCUCGGAUGAAAGCACUCAAGAUCUGAGUACCCCUGGCGCUCAUAGCGUGACGGACUCACAAGAGCAGGUCCCCACGGAAGCCAACACAUCCAGUCGUGAGGCAAUACCAGAAACAAGUCCUCCUCGUGUAGCCUCAGGGCGUCAAGGUCGUUCACCAGCGGCAGAGAACUCGGUGGAUCAGUCAUAUUCCCAGCUACCCAGCGAACUAGCCAUAACUGCAAGCAUAAGUGCGCCGUCCACGAAGGCAAAGUCCUCGUUCAUACCUGCCAGCACAGUCCCAGCUUCUGCAGUUUCAACGCCCGAGACUGGCAUGAAUACAAGACCAAGGAAACGUCGCGAAAAAUCAACCCCUUUAAUACCACUUAGCAGUUCCGCCGGCACACUCGAUCUUCCUCGGAGAGAUCAUAGUCCAGGACAACAAGAGCACUUGGAUGAACAGGGGUCUCCCGCGAGUUCCCCCGCGACAGUAAACCCUCAAAACACCAUGUCAGACCUAAGCAGCCUUGGGACAACACCAGGACAAUCCAAUGAAACGACGCCCGCAACAGAAGACUCUGUUGCUCCUGGUGGAGUCGAGGCUGAUCCCAGGAUUGAAUCCUCGCCAGCCGAUGUCAAAUCGCGUCGGCGUGUUUUGACAAAGACGUGCUCAAGUAAACCUACGAAUGCAAGCCGUUCAACCCGAACAAGUCGAAAAUCAGGCAUUCGAUCCCCAACAUCCUCGCUGGACGAGCUUGCUGGAUCGCCCGCAUUUGCACAGGCUCCGGGACACAAUCUGCGUGCUUCUCGUCUGGGGAGAACCAGCGUUAGCACGACUUUCGAACGUGCACCCACUAGUACGCCGAUCAGGGGUCCCAAGAUAUUUGACUCAAUGGUUUUUGCGAUCUCCUUUUCAUCAAAGAAACCGCGCGAUGGAGUUGAGUACAACGGAAUCACAGAGCAAGUAUCAACCAUCGAGAAGAAAAUCCAACAAGCGGGCGGCAGAGUUCUCAAUAAUGGCUUUGAUGAGCUCUUCGAGUCGCAACCGGUCCAGAACGCCAUAGCGGAAUCCGAGGAGGAUGAAACAUCUCCGGCGGAUUCAGAUCUCAGACUAACACCUACUGCGCGCUCGACUGGUUUCACAGCCCUCAUUGCGGACAGUCAUCAUCGCAAAUCAAAGUAUAUGCAGGCCCUUGCUCUUGGUCUACCAUGUCUCUCGGCCCGGUGGGUGACAACUUGUAUCGCAAAGGGAAAGGUUGUUGACUGGGAGCCCUACCUAUUAUGUGCCGGUCAGUCUUCCUUCCUGGGAGAUGCAUACCGAUCCAGAAAUUUGCUACCAUAUGAUGCCGUCACGGCAAAACUACAAGAUGUGGUACAGAGACGAUCCCGUCUGCUGGCCGACAGCAAAAUUCUGAUUGUGAUGAAGAAAUCGGAAGAGGUCAAGAAAAUGGCCUACAUUUUUCUCGCAAGAGCUCUGGGUGCAUCCGUUUCACGCGUCUUCACGGCAGAUGAGGCACGUGAGAGUCUCCGGGAUGCCCAAGAUCGUGGAACCCCAUAUGACUGGGUUUAUGUCGGCAAGAAGUCCAUCACAGAUCAACUGUUUGAGGAGACCCCGGAAGCCAUCUUUCCCAUGCUUAAAAAGGGCAAAAAGCGCAAGAGAACCUCUGCCACAGACAUUUCUGCGAAUCCAUCCGCCGCCCCGCCGCCCAAGAGGAUCCGCACACUGAGCGAUGAGCUUGUCGUCCAGAGCUUAAUUCUCGGCAGACUCAUAGAAUCAGAGGAGAUGGAGGAGUGA